AUAAAGCAUGCUUUCCAAACCAGUUUAGGAUUUUGAUUGUAGCGUACCUCGUGCGUUGGCUAAGUUAAGGACAAAAAAAAGACGAAUUAAUCGUGUAUGGUGAUUCAUAUAAUAUUGUAUCUAACAACCAACAGAUUGUCAAAAAAUGAAAUUAGUUAGGUUUUUGAUGAAGCUGAGCCAUGAAACUGUUAUAAUUGAACUGAAAAACGGAACACAGGUUCAUGGAACAAUAACAGGUGUUGAUGUUGCCAUGAAUACUCAUUUAAAGGCUGUAAAAAUGACAGUAAAGAAUAGAGAUCCUGUUCAGCUUGAAACUCUAAGUAUUAGAGGGAACAAUAUUCGGUACUACAUUCUACCUGAUUCUCUUCCUUUGGAAACAUUGUUGUUGGAUGAUUCUCCAAAAGCCAAGGCUAAAAAGAAAAAAGAUGCAAGUGGUAGAGCCCGUGGAAGAGGACGUGGACGCGGAGCUGUCAGAGGAGGGCGUGGACGAGGGCGUGGACGAGCCACUGGUCCUCGACGCUGAAACUUUUGUAAUUUCAAACGCUUUCCAUUUUUUUUCCCUUUUGAGCAAAUGUGGAAGAAGUUUUCAUUUGCAUUACAAAUCGUCAUUGUCUUA
This is a messenger RNA of Daphnia carinata, 616 nucleotides long. RefSeq names its product small nuclear ribonucleoprotein Sm D1-like (gene SmD1). Bases 146 to 523 code for a protein of 125 amino acids. NCBI's taxonomy places the organism in Eukaryota, Metazoa, Arthropoda, Branchiopoda, Diplostraca, Daphniidae. Gene Ontology annotation, molecular function: RNA binding. The record is from RefSeq and is a predicted model, not a curated record. The transcript has 4 exons. Gene Ontology annotation, cellular component: catalytic step 2 spliceosome; U4 snRNP; spliceosomal tri-snRNP complex. Gene Ontology annotation, biological process: RNA processing; spliceosomal snRNP assembly.